Molecule: messenger RNA, 2031 nt
Organism: Vanrija pseudolonga
Lineage: Eukaryota; Fungi; Basidiomycota; Tremellomycetes; Trichosporonales; Trichosporonaceae
Product: Glycerol kinase
Exons: 4
Coding region: 62-1897 (611 amino acids)
Biological process (GO): phosphorylation; glycerol metabolic process; glycerol-3-phosphate biosynthetic process
Cellular component (GO): mitochondrion
Molecular function (GO): glycerol kinase activity
Source: RefSeq, a predicted model, not a curated record
GCCCAAUUUUCGCCGAUCCACCUCCACCCGCAGUGUCCACCACCAACUCACCCACGACUCUAUGAGACAUGUCGCUGCGGGCUUCGCGCGCAUAGGCGCGGCCACGGCCUCGGGGCCGGCUCGUCUCGGCGCGGCGUAUCGGUGCUCUUCGACGCCAGCCCAGGCCCAUGCCGCUCGCUGGGGAUCGACAACUGCGGCCCAGACAACGCUCGGAGCUCCACGGCGCCGUGUGGGGCCGUUGGACGCCGCUCGUCGUCGCGGGUUUGCGAGACUCCUCGCGCCCUCCUCCUCACGCACCGCUGCGGCCCAAAGCCAAGCAACGCGCGUGCGGCACAAUGCAUCUCCCUACUCCACCAUGACCGUGUCCGCAAAGCAAGAGUACAUCGUGUCGGUCGACGUAGGCACGACGUCGACGCGCGCCAUCGCUUUCGACCACACGGCCGCCGUCGUGGCCACCCACCAGAUCGAGUACGAGCAGCUGUACCCCCACCCCGGGUGGCACGAGCAGCGGCCCGCCGACCUCAUCGACACGGUGCACGCGUGUCUUGAUGGCGUGGCGACCGCGCUCGCCGCCAGGGGCAUCGGGCUCGAACAGGUCCCCGGCAUCGGCAUCACCAACCAGCGCGAGACGACGUGUGUGUGGAGCCGGAGCACCGGCAAGCCGCUGUACAAUGCCAUUGCGUGGCCGGAUACCCGCAACACUGACACCGUGCACGAGCUGGCUAGCCGCUCGCCGCUGGGCACCGAGGCGCUCAAGGCCAAGACUGGGCUCCCCCUCUCGACGUACUUUAGCGGCACCAAGGUCAAGUGGCUGCUCGACAACGUGGCCGAGGUCAAGCGCGCACACGACACGGACGAUCUGCUGUUCGGCACGGUCGAGACGUGGAUCCUGUGGAACCUGACUGGCGGCGCCAAUGGCGGACUGCACCUCACCGACGUGACGAACGCGUCGCGCACCAUGCUCAUGGACCUGCGCACGACCGCCUGGGACCCCGAGUGCCUCGCGUUCUUUGGCGUGCGCGAGUCUGCGCUGCCCAAGAUUGUGUCCAACGCCGAGAUCUACGGCAGCAUCACGUCCGGCGCGUUCAAGGGCAAGCCCGUAGCGGGCAUGAUUGGCGACCAGCAGGCCGCGCUCGUGGGCAACAAGUGCGUCGAGCAGGGCUCAGCCAAAAACACAUACGGCACCGGCGCGUUCAUGCUCUUCAAUACCGGUGACCGACCGGUCCCCUCGACGCACGGGCUGCUCACGACCCCGGCCUUCCGGGUAGCCGGGCAGACGGCGUACGCGCUCGAGGGCUCGAUCGCGGUGGCGGGCUCGAGCAUCAAGUGGCUGCGCGACCAGAUGGAGAUCAUCUCGGCCGCGAGCGACAUCGACCCGCUGGCAAACAAGGUCAAGAACACGGGCGGCGUGUACUUUGUGCCUGCGUUCUCGGGGCUGUUCGCUCCGUACUGGGACGACUCGGCAGCCGGCACCCUCGUCGGCAUGUCGGCGUACACGAACCGCGCGCACAUUGCGCGCGCGACCCUCGAGGCGACGUGUUUCCAGACCCGCGCAAUCCUGCAGGCCAUGGCCAAGGACUCGGGGCACGAGCUGUCGGUCCUCCGCGUCGACGGGGGCAUGACCAACUCGGACCUGUGCAUGCAGCUUCAGGCGGACAUUCUCGGCAUUGAUGUCGAGCGGCCCGUCAUGCGCGAGUCGACGGCGCUCGGGUCGGCCAUCUGCGCCGCCGUCGCGCUCAAGCGCUUCGGCUGGGACUUGGCCCGCCCAGAGACGCUGCGCGAGGUGAAUGUGGCCGGCAGGCAUACGUUCAAGCCGCAGAACGAUGCCGAGGACCGGGCGAAGCGAUGGAGGGGGUGGGAGCGGGCCGUCGAGCGGGCGAUGCAUUGGAAGGAGUAGGCGGUCGUGCAAGCGUCGGCGCAGCCGGCGCGAGCGGGUUCGCGGUAGCUCUCUAUAGCACGAGCAACGCAGUCACACACACACACACCAGUCACACGUAAGAGGCGCCGUAGAGCACAACCAUGUAACGGUGC